Messenger RNA from Artibeus jamaicensis (Jamaican fruit-eating bat), 2097 nucleotides. RefSeq names its product hyaluronan and proteoglycan link protein 1 (gene HAPLN1). The transcript has 5 exons. Gene Ontology annotation, molecular function: hyaluronic acid binding. NCBI's taxonomy places the organism in Eukaryota, Metazoa, Chordata, Mammalia, Chiroptera, Phyllostomidae. The record is from RefSeq and is a predicted model, not a curated record. Gene Ontology annotation, biological process: cell adhesion. The coding region runs from base 157 to 1221 and encodes 354 amino acids.
CACACGCACACGCACACACUUGCCUAGAGACAAACUUAAGGUGAGGGGAAAGAGCUCUAGCUUCACUUGAUCUCCAGUCUCCAACUUCAGCAGGACUUGAGAACAUUUGAACUUCUGGCUUUCAGGACAAGUGAAGAAGAGUCUUGGGCUACAAAGAUGAAGAGCCUACUUCUUCUGGUGCUGAUUUCAGUCUGCUGGGCUGACCCUCCUUCAGACAACUAUACCCUAGAUCAUGGCAGAGUUAUUCACAUCCAAGCAGAAAAUGGCCCCCAUCUCCGUGUGGAAGCAGAACAAGCCAAGGUGUUCUCCCACAGAGGUGGCAAUGUCACUCUGCCGUGUGCAUUUUUUCGAGACCCUACAGCAUUUGGCUCAGGAACCCACAAAAUCCGAAUUAAGUGGACCAAGCUAACUUCAGAUUACCUUAAGGAAGUGGAUGUUUUUGUUUCCAUGGGAUACCACAAGAAAGCCUAUGCAGGCUACCAGGGUAGAGUGUUUCUGAAGGGGGUCAGUGAAAACGACGCUUCUCUGGUGAUCACAGACCUCACCCUGGAGGAUUAUGGGAAAUACAAGUGCGAGGUGAUUGAAGGAUUAGAAGAUGAUACUGCCGUGGUAGCAUUAGAUUUACAAGGUGUGGUAUUCCCUUACUUUCCACGACUGGGGCGCUAUAAUCUCAACUUCCACGAGGCACAGCAGGCUUGUCUAGACCAGGAUGCUGUGAUUGCCUCCUUCGACCAGCUGUAUGAUGCCUGGCGGGGUGGGCUGGACUGGUGCAAUGCUGGCUGGCUCAGCGACGGCUCUGUGCAGUACCCCAUCACCAAGCCACGGGAGCCCUGCGGAGGCCAGAACACCGUGCCCGGUGUCAGGAACUAUGGGUUUUGGGAUAAAGAGAAAAGCAGAUAUGAUGUGUUCUGUUUUACAUCCAACUUCAACGGCCGUUUUUAUUACCUGAUCCACCCCACCAAGCUGACCUAUGAUGAAGCGGUGCAGGCUUGUCUCAACGACGGUGCUCGGAUUGCGAAAGUGGGCCAGAUAUUCGCUGCCUGGAAACUUCUGGGCUACGACCGCUGCGAUGCGGGCUGGUUGGAGGACGGCAGUGUCCGCUACCCUAUCUCUAGGCCAAGAAGGCGCUGCAGUCCUACGGAGGCUGCGGUGCGCUUCGUGGGUUUCCCAGAUAAAAAGCAUAAGCUGUACGGUGUCUACUGCUUCAGAGCAUACAACUGAGCGUGCCCCCAGAGCACGGCAAGUUCAAAGUCAUUAAGAACAUGUGAAAGGUUUUGUUUUUUUUUUUCAAUAUGAACUCAUGCAAGUUACCAAAACUGUGAUAACCCUUUUUUUACUUACUGUAAAGAGUCAUUUUCAUAAAGAUCAAUUCAUUAAUUUGUUUUUGUAAAGCUAUCAUUCAAUAUAUAUUAUAAAUUAAUAUAAUUCUGAGGGGAGUGCUACAUAAAGGAGGCUUUAGAGCCAGACUGUUUAGGCUACAUCAUCCCAAUGAAGUACCCUCCCAUGACGGGGCAUGCAAUAACCUGAGGAUUUGCCGGGAAAGGAAAUUUACUUUAGGAAAUUUACUUUCCUAAAUUAAGGAAAGUAAAGCUACUCAGAGCAGCAGCUUCCACAAGCACAAAUUUUACACAUUUGUACAAUUUUGAAAUGCACUACAACAAACAAAUUAGAGCAACAGAUUUGAAAUGCAUAUUUCUUUACAUAAACUGACAUUCUGAGAGGUUGCACAAAACUCAGUUUCACAAGAAAAAAAAUCUACACUUUUCUAGAAGUUAAUACUGCAAUUCUCCAAUAGAAUGUUUUACUGUUUGAAAUCCUGCCUUUUUGACCAAAACAUAAAAUAAAAUUCAUAGGACUCCAAUGCACAGUAAUAAGCACAGAUAAAACUCCUUAAUAACCCCAUUUAUAUGAAGUAUGAGAUUUAAAUAAGCAGAUAAUAUUUAAUCAAUGAGAGACUCCUACCUUCUUAUUAUUAAAAUUACACAUGCCUAAGAAGAAUCGUCUUAUCUUUUGAGUAGCUUUACUGAGUUAUAUUUAAAUUCUAAGGGCCAUUGGCUAAGCAGCAUUUAGCAUCUACUCAGGGCAGUUAUAUAGAUA